This is a messenger RNA of Pseudophryne corroboree (corroboree frog), 5669 nucleotides long. Its product is annotated as prominin-1-A-like. Gene Ontology annotation, cellular component: prominosome; microvillus; plasma membrane. The coding region runs from base 872 to 3277 and encodes 801 amino acids. NCBI's taxonomy places the organism in Eukaryota, Metazoa, Chordata, Amphibia, Anura, Myobatrachidae. The record is from RefSeq and is a predicted model, not a curated record. The transcript is spliced from 25 exons. Gene Ontology annotation, molecular function: cholesterol binding.
CCACCCAGAGGCCGGAGACUGACAGCAAUACUAGCAGGGUGGUGUCACAUCCCUUAAAAUUUCACAGCCCCAAUUGGCAGAGGUCCUGCCUCCUGAGACCUGGGAACUGGGGACUCACAAAGGAGCUGGUAAUCAGCAGCAGCACACAAUGCCAUGUUCACACUAGCUGGCUGCAGCUGAAUCAGGUUACACAUUACAGCUCCCAGCCUGUUUCUCUCUGUCCAGGGUUAAACCUUUGGUAAAUGUAAACCCAAGUUUCACACUGCAAGAGCACACAGCAGGGAAAUCCUUGUGGAAGCGGACCCCACCUGCCUGUGGAGCUGACAGCCUGUGGAGUGGUCAUCAACUUCUACCAGCUUCAGCACUUGAGUGGUCGCUGGGAGAAAGGACUAGAUUCCGGCCAAAAACAAUACAGCGUUCUAUCCAUUUUAUUCAGACAGUGAAUGAACAAUUUUGAAUAUUCCUCGAUCCUACACCCAAAAUGAUUGUGAAUUCAAGUUUUCACAGCGAGACACUAUUACGCUUUAUGGGAAAAACCCUGAAAGACUGAGGAUUGAUGCCUGAAGCCACAAUAGAGCCAGGCCUGCCAGACACUUUGUGACCUUAGAACAAAUCUUUCUCCAAACAGAAACUGGUUAGACAACAAACCCUUUGUGUUUUUUUCCUAUUACUUAUUUAUACAGACUUAUCUGUAGUGCACGUGCUUUUCUUAUUCCAUUUUCUUCUUUACUUACACGUCUGUAGCACAAUCCACUGUUGUAGAUUGUCAAGACUUUUUUUGAAGACCUUUAUCCAAACUUUUUCUUUUUAACUAUUCCUUAAAUAUUAUUUUUCACUACCUCCGCUGCUCUCUGCCUGGAGCAAUAGAAAGAUGGCGUACCAGAACUUGACCAACCCGGUCUACAAUGACGCAGCUGCCCCAGAAAAUGGGACUGAAAAAGUCUUUAGUGACCUGGUGCACUCGUAUCUGGAUUUGGUGCAAAGGAACACCUUUCCUCCUGCAUUUCUCAAUCAAUUUCUGAAAACAUUGAGUACGGGCAGUAGUCUGAGUGUGAGCAAUGAUCAGAUUAAAGAGGUGCUGAUCUAUGAAGUGGGAUAUCUGGUGGCUCUGGCCAUCGGGGUGGUCUUCAUCAUCCUCAUGUGCCUGGUGGGCUUUUUCUUUGCGUGCUGCCGCUGCUGCGGGAAUUGCGGCGGUAAGAUGUACCAGAAGCAGACCAAGAGAAUGACGUGCAAGAGGCGCUUCCUGUAUUUCUUCUUGUUCAUCAUCACUCUCAUCAUUCUGGCUGGUGACAUUUGUAUGUUUUAUAGCAACAGCAAAAUAGACACUGCAGUAAAUAAAAGCUUUUCAUCCUUUAACGAUACAUUGAGUAACCUGGAGACCUACAUCAAUUCCGUGCCCCAGGAUGUUGACAUCAUUAUUAAUUCAAGCAGCGUACCCAUAGAGAGCGCCAAUAGCAGCAUUGUUGGUAUUGGCCCAAUUCUUGGCGGACGGAUUAAAAAUCAAAUUGAGUUGGUGGCAAAUAACACUCUGGCUUCGGUUCAAGGACUGAUCAAUGAUCUGAAUGUCACGGCCAUCUCCCUGUACGCUGUGAACAACUCAUUUAACGCCUUGCAGGACCAGCAGACACAGCUCGUUAACAAUCUCACUGCGGUGAAGAGCCAGAUUGACAAUACGCUGACAUCAUGUGGUGCGCCGUGCUCUUCCGGCCCUUCCACCGCUGCCCUUACCAUAGACGCUGACUUCCAAUCGAUUCCAGAUUUUGCUAGCCAGCUGAAAACCAUCAAUGAUUUUUUGAACUCCGGAAUUGAAAACACUCUUGGGAAGGCCCGCCAGACUAUAAAUGACAUUCCUCAGACCGUGACCAGUCAGACACAGUCCACUGUACAAUCGGUGCAGAAUCAGCUGGUGAACAUAAAACAGAAGAUUCAGGACGUCAGGAGCAGCAUUCCUAUUGUGGACACAUUAAAUAACGUGUCUUCCUAUUUUGGCACAGCAAAAAAUUACUCCCAGACGUACCAGCCGGACGUUGUGAAAUACGAUUAUUACAGGUGGAUAGUUGGGAUCUGUCUCUCCUGUAUUGUUCUCCUAGUAGUUGUGUGUAACUUGUGUGGGCUGCUGUUUGCUCCGUGUGGUCAUAAAGCAAACGUGGACCCCACUGAACGCAACUGUGCCUCAAAUUCUGCAGGAGACUUCUUCAUGGCGGGUGCUGGGUUCAGCUUUAUAUUUGCAUGGCUUCUGAUGCUGGUGACUGCGGUGCUGUUUGCUGUCGGAGGAAAUGUCUACACAUCUUUCUGCAAACCGUGGAGCAACCAACAGCUCUACCAGUUUGUCGAUGCCAAUGUAAACCUGAGCCAAGAGCUGAAUGUAAACCUCAAUAACCUGAGCAUAUCCACCCUGUACAGUGAUUGCCAGAAGAAUUACCCCCUGUGGACCACCCUAAACCUGAACUCACUGUUCAAUCUGGAUGAGUAUCUCAAUAUCAGCGCGUACACCGGUGAAGUGAACGCUAGUGUGGAGAACACGAAUAUCAGUGUAUCGGACAUCACAUUUAUAAGCAGCAGUCAGAGGGAACAGGCGGCCAAUGUAUCCUCAUCUGGAAUAGACACGCUCAACUUCACAGAAAUCAAUCAGCAGAUGUCCAAGAAUAUCACAAAGACAAACCUUCUAUCAUUUGCAGAUCAGUUGGAUGCCUUGGCCGCUAAUGUGUCAUCGUUCAGGACGGAACUUAAAAGUGAAGCCGACUCCCUACGGGAGAUUCAGAGCUCAAUCGAUACCAACCUGGUCCCUGAUAUUAAAAAUCUGAAUACAAGUAUUGUCAGCCUUCAAGCGAAAGCGCAAACGCUGAAGGCGUCUUUGAACUCGACCCUUACAGCCGUUGAUUACGCCCAGUUAUUUAUAACCACACAAGUGGCCAGCAUUGUCAAGAAUGCGACAACAUCAUAUUUAAAUACAAUUUUGGGAUACUUUACGUCUUACAUUGACUGGACAAAGAGUAUGCUGACCACAAAUCUCGCCCGGUGUGGGCCGGUCGCCGGAGCUUUGAAUUCUGCAGAAGUCAUUGUCUGCCAGUAUCUGGUAGACACUUUUAAUGCUUUCUGGUUUAGCCUGGGCUGGUGCACAAUCUUCUUAAUUCCCAGCAUUAUUGUGUCAGUGAAGCUGGCGAAACAUUACCGGAGGAUGAAAACCACAGAUAUCUAUGAAGACCACAAUGAUCACCUGGAGAUGACGUCAACUUCCCAGCAAUUCCUAAUUCCUCGAGUGACUGCAAAAUCGUGAGGUGAAUGAUCGUCACAAUAUAAAGCACUACUCAAAAUGGCUUCCGGCCUCCAUUUCCUAUGCGAGCCACAUGAAGAGUCUUUGCAUCUUCUUUUCUCAGCGGCCAUAUUUAUUGAUGAAAUCGUGAUCUAUUUAUUUUCUAAUCAUUUACUUUGAUACACUGGAUGUGAAGAAUCCCUGCGUGGGUGAAAUCAACCUACAAGAAGAGAAAACGAUGACAAACUAUAUCUUGGAGAUUUACAUUUUUGUUUACAGGGUGGAGGGUCUGCUCUAGUUACUUUUAUUAAGUGCGAUGUAUAUAGAGAGAGUGAACCGUAUAUGGUCUGUGCUGCUGCUGGAGCCACCAAAUGAACCCGGACUGCUGAUGGGGAUCCUUGACAGCAUCUAAGAAGCCACAUACAUGUUUUUAUCUCUUGGAAGAUAUAUUGCUUGGUUUAAUGUGAACAUUUGUUUUAGAGACUAAAAGUUAAUACUUUGUUUUUAAGUGAGUUAUAAACACGGUCCAUUUAUGCAGCAUCAGCCAUCUUGUCUCGACACCAUGUCGGCAACCAUUUUGUGGUUGAGCCAAUGUUCAUAAGCAUGUUGCUUAACCUUGCUAGGAGCUCUGGGUCCUAGUGAAUGGAUAGAAUGCAUUGUAAUGACUAGUGGAUUGCUAGGCUACUGUACAUUCUCAUCCGUAUUCGGUCAGCCCACAAAAUGGCUGCGCUAUGUACUGCUUAGAUCAGUGUUUCCCAACGUCGGUCCUCAAGGUCCACCAACAAUCCAGGUUUUACUGAUAUCCAGAUGGUUAGUGUAAAAUAAGUGAGGGACUAAUUAAGUCACCUGUAGGGCUAUCCUUAAAACAUGGCCUGCUAUCCUUAAAACCUGGAGGGCCAUGGCUGGGAACCCAUGAUUUAAACAACUUGGGUAUAGCAUAGUCAUGGAUGUAUAGAUUUUUUUUUAUUUUUUUUUACCAGAUAACUGCAGUUACAUCUCAGGGUUUACAAUAAAUAUCCACAGUAUGUAUUCGGGCCCUGUACCACAGUGCUGACAGCCAUUUUGUGGACUAAACAAAUCCAUGUGAAUACAGGGUAUGAAUGCACUAGGAACAGCGUUAAUACCUCCGCGAUUCUCUAGUUCACAUAUAAUUGACAGCUGUACUCUUGCUGUUGGUUCAUCUCACAAAAUGGCUGCCAUGACUGUGUUGAUAUGUAAUGGUCUCUACAUUUUGACAAAAACUUUAGUUGCUUGAGGUGACAAUUGUUCCGAGUACUCCUCACUUUAUCAGCUCCGUUACGUUUCCAGUAAUACCGUAAGGAUGUGUAAGAUAUAAUGCUUACCAUAGUGAUGGUAUGAAACCUAAUAUAGUGUGCACCGUUUACACAACAUAAGCUGUAAAGAGAUUUACUGGACAUUCUACACUGAACGCUUCUGUCAUUUUUCUGACUUACUAAUUCACUUGGGCAGUUUUAUUAAGUUACCAGUUUCUAUGGAUAUGUUCUACUGUUUGUCUCCUUAAAUUCAAUUUUUACCCCAGAUUUAAUUCAGAGACAUGUGCUUGUGCUAUUAGUUUAUGAGCUGAAGGAAUGCACCCAACAUACGAAAGUGGCCUGGGGCACAUUUCUUUGUCUUUACUAGUUUACAAAAAAAAAGAAACUAAAAAAUAAUUAUAUUACAUUGGCCAUGCCUGUGGCUUCUCAUGUGAUUCUCAUCCAGGGAUCGUUUUUUGCUUCAGACAUCAGGCUGCAUGGUGUCGCAACGGAGCCAAUAGAAAACGCUCAGGCUGGAGAAUACAGAUGUGGGCACAGGAAAUGCCAGGCCCACAUCGCAGCCAAUUAAAGCCCGUUAUUAACUACUUACAUGGUUAGAAAGAAAAGUGCAUCGGGGGGGUCAGACUUUAUACAGUGUGGAAGAGACUUAACUUUUAGAUGGCCCAACAACCAAUUCUGCCGUGACCCCACAGAAUGCAGCAACCCUUGGCGCUCCAGGUGUUUGUGACACUACUAAUGCCAGCAUAACCUGGCAGAGCAUGCUGGGGCUUGUAGUUUCACAGCUUGUCCAGACCUUGUUAACAACCUAAUAUUCUGUUAUAGAUAAAGGGGUCCUUGUUUAGUUUUUUUCCUCUAAAAAUUGUCAUAAUUUUGGAACAAUGUUCGGCCGGCCACCUGCACCUCCGGCAAACGGGGACACUAUUACAUUCCCCAAAAUGUUUUGUCAGGAACUGUUUAACAUAUAGAAAGAAGACUAUCCUUUAUAUUUUUCUGUCAAAAUAUAUUUUGUGAUAAUACUUUGGUAAACAGAGAAAAAAUGUCAUUGGAAUUCCAGACAACGGGAUGCUGCUUAUUCCAAUGUGACUUUCAAUCUAUUUUGUUACUGCAUUCACUUGUUUGACAAAUAAAUUCUGCCGUGUUUA